AUGUACAGCUCGCCGUUACGUUCUAGAUUCUUCUCUCUUGGUCGAUGUGUUCCUUGUGUACGUGGAGAAGGGGUGUAUCAGAAAGGCAUGGACUUCUGUGUGGAAAAAUUAAACCAUCGCCACGGCUUGGGUCACAUGUUUCCUGAAGGUCGUGUGACGAUGGAGCCACUCCGGUUCAAGUGGGGAGUUGGUCGUUUGAUUGAAGAUGCUGUCGUUCCCCCAAUGAUUCUCCCUAUCUGGUGUACCAACAUGUCUAGCGUCUGGCCAAAUCAUCCGCCUUACUAUCCUCGUUUUGGGCAUAAAGUCGACGUUCAUAUUGGUGAACCCUUCGACUCGAAGAUGCUCUUGGACGAGUUAUCAGAGAAGAAAGGCUGGAGUGUGUUGAAGAGGAGGAAAUUCGUCACGGAUGCUCUUCAAACCGAAUUGUUCAAACUGGGUGAAGCAGUCGGAAACCUCACAAAUGGAACUGCUAUGCGUAUACUCAAAGAAAACUCUAAUGACAACUUUUAG
Messenger RNA from Cooperia oncophora, 510 nucleotides. Lineage: Eukaryota; Metazoa; Nematoda; Chromadorea; Rhabditida; Trichostrongylidae. The record is from the annotation of a GenBank genome assembly.